AGAGACCAAUGGACACUGGAGGGGAACCUUGUUGUGCGCCGUCUACUGCCGUUUCAUCACAGAUACCUGGAGAGGAUUGCAAUCACCACGAGCACACACAGUCGCGCUCUUAUAUUUACAUUUUGCCUGUGCCAUCUCUGAGCGCGCACGUGUAGAAUAGUCUACAGAGUAAUUGUCUUUGUCCUAUAUAGCCUAGUAGUGCACUUGUUUUUCAUUUACUGAGGCUAAUUUAUGCAGCUGCCAUGACCAUUUUGGCUUGACGGGGACUGACUGAUGUCUGUCCCAUUUCCCACUACUCUAUCGCAAGAGCCUUUCGGAAGCACCUGCAUCAACGCGCAAAGGAAGGAGCCCGUUGUUUUCCACCGCGGACAUAGGAACCCAACACAUUAGGCUUUGGAUAUAGGCUGCCCGUAGCCAUGCAACGGCACCUCACAUCAAAGAUGCUGUGGGGAAGAAGAUGCUGCUUUGAAACUGGAGCAUUGUUAACCAUGAUGUAGAGGUUCCUUCCGGCUAUAUCGGGUUGGAUUAUGUAGACUGCGAUAGGCUUGCUGGCGAGUUUACGUUGCACCGUGAUUUGAACCUCAGUUUUCCUAAGGUGAUCCAUGCCCCUGUGUUUUUGCCUUUGUCAACAUGUCCCCAGCAUCGGCUGCCACGGCCAGUGAGAGCAGUACCACUACCGUUCCCGAGGAGGACACAGAGGAGAGCCCCCGCGAGGAGCAGCGGCCCCUGAAGCAGUCCCUCAGUAAGUCCCUGUGCAGGGAGAGCCAUUGGAAAUGCCUGCUCCUGUCCCUGCUCAUGUAUGGCUGCGUGGGGGCCAUGACCUGGUGCCACGUGACCAAGGUGACGCGCCUCUCCUUCGACAGUGCCUACAAGGUCAAGUCCAUGAUGUACCACGAAAGCCCCUGCUCCAACGGCUACAUCUACAUCCCUGUGGCCUUCAUGGUCAUGCUCUAUGUGGUCUACCUGGUGGAGUGCUGGCACUGCCACACCCGCAACGAGCUACAGCACAAGGUGAACUUGGACGGUGUGGGCGAGCGCAUCGGGCGCAUGCAGCAGGCCACGCCCUGCAUCUGGUGGAAGGCCAUCAGCUACCACUAUGUGCGGCGGACACGGCAGGUAACACGGUACCGUAACGGAGACGCAUACACCACCACGCAGGUGUACCACGAGCGCGUCAACACACAUGUGGCCGAGGCGGAGUUCGACUACAGCAACUGCGGUGUGAAGGACAUCUCCAAGCAGCUGCAGGGCCUGGACGGCUUCCCUGUCACCAAGCUGAGGUUCACCAAGUGCUUUAGCUUCGCCAAUGUGGAGUCGGAGAAUGCCUACCUGACUCAGCGGGCCCGCUUCUUCACUGAGAAUGAGGGCCUGGACGACUACAUGGAGGCCCGCGAGGGAAUGCACCUGAAGAAUGUAGACUUUAAGGAGUACAUGAUUGCCUUCUCGGAUCCGGACCACCUGCCCUGGUACGUGUCCAACUACGUGUUCUGGACGGCCGCUGCCUUCACCUUCUCCUGGCCGCUGCGCGUGCUAACCGAGUACCGCACGGCCUACGUCCACUACCACGUGGAGAAGCUGUUCGGCUUCGACUAUGUCCCUGUCACGCCAUCUGAGGAGCGACCAUACUGCCGCCACAUCCCUCGGGUCAACACCAUCGACAGCACCGAGCUGGAAUGGCACAUCCGCUCCAACCAGCAGCUGGUGCCCAGCUAUUCGGAGGCUGUACUUAUGGACCUGGCUCAGCUCUCGUCAGGUGGCGGCGGCAGUGCCAACACCUACUCAGUGUGCGGCAGCUACGGUAGCUACCGGCAGAACUGCGAGCGCUGCCACCGCACCAUCAGCAGCUCGUCCAUCUUCUCGCGCAGCGCUCUGACCAUCUGCAACGGGACUAGCCCACGCAUCCCCUUCAGUGGCAGCCGCUUCUCGCUGUCGCGGCUGUACGGCUCGCGGCGCAGCUGCCUGUGGCGGAGCAGCGGCAGCCUCAACGAGACAUCGUGCCCCACAGAGAGCACGCGCUGCCUGACGCCGUCGGGCCAGCCAACUAGCGUGGAGAACCCGCCGGACUACCAGGACGCGCUCUACUUCCCCGUGCUCAUCGUGCACCGCAACGAGGGCUGCCUGAACCACUCUCUGCACAGGAACGGAUCCUGCGUGGAGACCUCCAUAUGACCCAGCGCUGGGCCUCCCAGUCCAGACCUGAACAAGGAAUGUAAUGUUACUGUCCUUUCUCUGGGAGGACGCUGACUGGAUAAUGAACCUUCCUUUUCGCUCCAGGGAAGGCUAAUAUGGUUCUUUUUUUUUUCAUUAGACCACAGAACACAUGACACACCAGUGGCAUUCCGGAACCCUUCCAGACCUCUUCCAACACUGUUUAUCAAAGACAGUACUGGAUUAAAUGCACAUUUUGAAUGCUCACUCCACCUUUUCAAUACCUUCCUUUGCAGCCCAGCCCAUCUCACAUGAGAUGCCCUCCAGUGAUAUGUUCAUCAUAGUAAGUAAUAGAUUAUGUAACUGUCUCAAAGCAUGUAUGAAAAAACCACAUUCACAGGCAUAAUCAGACAGUCUGAAACAAAUGGACAUAAUGAUCUGAGAAUGAUAUUUGGAAGGACAUAUGUUGCGCAGAAUGCACACCACCACCAUUCUGGACCAAUCACAAUGCUCUGUUCAUAUCAGUUUGAGUUUCCUUAACCAAAGUGUCAUGUUAGCUUCCACAGUAUCUAUAAAUAGAGAACAUGAAAAAGCAAGGUACACUAACAGACAUUUGGCCCGAGAAUAAAUCGUAUGCAUUUUGGUUGUUGUCAUAACCAGGUAGCAAAGAACUUCAAUUGGAACAUCUGUUUUUGAAGUUGGAUUAAAUUGGUUAUUUUGUAAGAGUCUUAGAAGGGAUGUCUUGUGACUGAAAAUCCCCAACACAGCUCAACACAGCUCAAGACAGCUCAACGGUAGAGGCCUCCAACACAGCUCGACUAGAGGCCUCCAUUGGAGAGGACUCAUAAGUGGGGCAUGAGUUUAAGGAACAUAAACAUUAUUUAUUCAAGCCUUAGAGAGCAAUUUGGAGAUGGCAAGGAAAACCACAUUAAAUAAUUGAGAGCAGGAAAAGUUUAAAACAUCUGACUUAUUUUUCUAGUAAAUGCAUGACUGGCCAUUUUAAAUGAUGUUGCAGAUAUCAAAGUAAACAUAUACAGUGUAUAAUUUGUUUCCCCUCUAGAUCAUGGUUCUCAAUGAAAAGCCUUGGACGCAGAUCUAAAAUUAUAAUUAAAACAUUAACAUUUGAAA
Coregonus clupeaformis (lake whitefish) is the source of this 3276-nucleotide messenger RNA. RefSeq names its product transmembrane protein 151B-like. The transcript has 2 exons. The coding region runs from base 631 to 2169 and encodes 512 amino acids. The record is from RefSeq and is a predicted model, not a curated record. Lineage: Eukaryota; Metazoa; Chordata; Actinopteri; Salmoniformes; Salmonidae.